Messenger RNA from Vigna radiata var. radiata (mung bean), 887 nucleotides. RefSeq names its product RNA-binding protein cabeza-like. Bases 1 to 591 code for a protein of 196 amino acids. The record is from RefSeq and is a predicted model, not a curated record. The transcript has a single exon. NCBI's taxonomy places the organism in Eukaryota, Viridiplantae, Streptophyta, Magnoliopsida, Fabales, Fabaceae.
AUGGUGGCUUUGAGAACUUUUCAGGUUCUCUUCUUACUUCUUGUGUUGACAAUGGUUGGCCAUAGAGGUGAAGAGGUGAAAAAUGGCACUUCUCAUCAAACUCAAGGCAAUGCCACUAUGGCAACUCUCUCACGUCAUCAAGAUGAAAACUAUCAACCAAAAGGAAAACACAAUGCUUCCUUGAAUGAAGUUUUGUUCAACACAAGCAAAGAUAGUUGGUAUUAUAGAGGAGGUGGGGGUGGAGGUGGAGGUGGAGGUGGAGGUGGUGGAGGGUUUAGAUGGGGAUGGGGUGGUGGGGGAGGUGGUGGUGGUGGUGGCGGUGGCGGUGGCGGUGGAGGAGGGAGUGGAUGGGGGUGGGGUGGUGGAGGAGGUGGAUGGUGGAAAUGGGGUUGUGGAAGGGAAGCAAGACAUAGACAUGGAAAAGGGAAGCAUCACAGAUGGAACAAGGAAGAAUAUAGAAUGGGAGAGUUUGCAGAAUGCAUGGGAAGAACAAGGUGCCGAGGUAUGAGGUUGGAUUGUCCUCUUCACUGUGGUGGACCUUGUUUCUAUGAUUGUUUACAUAUGUGCAAGGCUCAUUGUCGUCGACCUUGAUAUACAAUAAAUCGUGACAUGCUUCUGCUCAAUAUCUGCAUUAUAUAUAUUCAAUGGUAAAAUUUGAUUAUAUGUAAGGAAGAGAUUAAUUUGACCACAGGGUUAAGAUUAUCCUGUAGCAAGUUCCUGUUUAAAUAUGUUCAGCUCAUUUUGUGUUUGUUCCCAAUGAUUUUGUGUUGAUCAAGAUUAUAACUAUGUGUAUUGCAUUUGUAAGCUAGGAAAUUAUGUUAACAUCUAGUUUAAACUCUGGUUUGUACUACUCACAAAAUUAUAUGAUUUUAUGUUACUUUAGUGUU